Molecule: messenger RNA, 2214 nt
Organism: Fulvia fulva
Lineage: Eukaryota; Fungi; Ascomycota; Dothideomycetes; Mycosphaerellales; Mycosphaerellaceae
Exons: 2
Coding region: 1-2214 (737 amino acids)
Biological process (GO): positive regulation of transcription by RNA polymerase II
Molecular function (GO): transcription cis-regulatory region binding; metal ion binding
Source: RefSeq, a predicted model, not a curated record
AUGUCCAAUCCCGCGAGCAUUCCCAACAAGGCGUUGACAUCCUCCAACAAGGCUCCACAGCUCUCGUCUUCCAGCCAGAUCAGCCCGGCGCUGUCCUCCACCCAGCAGUUCUUCUCCAACGACUCCUCCGCACGUCGCUCCGGCAGUGGCAACACCGGCGCGUCACGAUCACCGGCACCGCGAAACAACCAGACAUCCAAGGCCAAGCAUAAGCCCAGCAAGCGGUUUCGAUCUCUGGAUGAGGAUGCAGAGGCUGAGGCAUUCAGCAUGCAGAAUCCACACGGUCGUCGCGGGCAGCAGAGCAUUACCCACUUGAUGCAGUUCGCGCUACCACCCCGGCCCAAUGCACAGCAGCAGUACCACAGACACAGCUAUAAUGGACCGCGAAGGAACGGUGGAGGCAAUAGGACGUGGGGCAUGGGAAGUGGCUAUCAUGCAGGGGAUAAGGCGAGAUACGUUCACGCCAACUACCGCUUCGUCGUUGAUCCGAGAGGCGAUUAUGCCCAGCAAGCUCAGGACGCUGACGUACAUCUGGACUGGAACAACGUCUUGCAAGUCAUUGCUUCCUCCACGACACAGACCGCAUCAUGUCCGAUCUGCCUCGGCGAGCCGACCGCACCGCGAAUGGCGAAGUGUGGACACAUUUUCUGCCUUCCUUGCCUGAUCCGAUAUAUGCACUCCGAGGAUGGCGCUGCAGCACCUCCGGACAAGAAAGCGAGGUGGAAGAAGUGCCCGAUCUGCUGGGACAGUAUAUACGUCACUGAAACAAGACCAGUCCGGUGGUACGUUGGCCAGGAGAAUGAACAGCCACGCGAAGGCGGCGACUUUGUUCUACGAUUGGUCAAGAGGAAGCCGGGCAGCACUUUGGCUAUGCCACGCGAGAGUGCGGACACUGUGCCGAAAGGCGAGAGUAUUCCGUGGUACUUCGCGGCAGAGGUCAUGGAUUACGCGAGAGUCAUGAAAGGCAGUGAGGAGUACAUGCUGCAGCAGUACGAUGAGACGCUGAAGGCGAUUGAGUUGCUGGAGAAAGAGGACGAGCUGAUGUUUGGCGAGGAUGCCGAAUGGACUGGCAGAGCCAUUCGGAUGCUGAAAGAGUCCAAGGAGAAGGUGAAAGGUAUUGGCAAUCCGCCCGCACAACCCAAGAAGCCAGAAGCUGCACCAGCUCCGGAGAUCGUCGAACGGCCACCGAUCGAGUUCAACGAGAGCGAUGAAGGCGUGCCGGACAUGUAUCUUCAGAAACAGGCAGCAACACCUUCACCACCGAACAUUGCUAUUGAGUCGAUCGCCGAGGGCCAGGAGGCAGCGUCUACCGAAAGCACCAACUACGUGCCACGAACGAUACACGAAAUGCGACAGCGGCAGACCGAGAAACCUCAACCUAAUGAGUAUCUCUUCUACCACGGCCUACAGCACUACUACCUUUCUCCACUGGACAUUCGGAUUCUCAAAUCAGCCUUCGGAUCUUACCACUCCUUGCCAUCGAGCAUCCUUCCGCGAAUCGAGCGGGUCUCCAGCGGCCACGUAGUGGAUGAUGACCUUCGAAAGCGGGUCAAAUACCUCGCACACCUUCCAUACGGCUGUGAAGUCGCCUUCCUUGAGUGUGACUGGCGAGAUGUGGUCAGCGCCUCUGUCCUCGAAGAGUUCAAGCCGAUGCUUGAUCGUCGAAGGAAGCGCCAUGAAGAGAAGGAGACACGAGAAGAGAAGGACCGCAUCAGGAUUGAGAAGGCGUCUGAAAGGGAGCUGGCAUCCAUAAGACGACAGAGGAGACCAUCAAUACCAGACACAGAUGGCUUCUUCACGUCAUCACUGCCGGCGAGUAUUGUCGAAGUACCUGGCGAAGCUCUUGGCGCUGGCUCUCCACCCUGGCCAACAAAUGCCGACCGACCAGGCUUCGGCUCUCUGGCCUCGCCAUCAACAAGUCCAAGCAUGCCACGAACAGUCUGGGGCACGAGUGCUGUCGCUCCAGGGAGUCCAGAUAUGCACGCGACUCUGCCGAAUGAUUCGGCAUUCCGCCAUGGCGAAGACGAUGGCUGGCUCCAGGAUUGGGAAAGAGAUCUUCUGGACCAACAACAGCAGCAGCAGGUCCUGGCUGAGAGUAUGGAUGGACUAAAUAUACAGGCAAGCAAGCCGAGCGGUGGCGGCAAGAAGGGGAAGAAGAAUAAGAAGAAGAUCACACUGAUGAGCACCGCGAAUGGUGCCAGGAGAGGUGCGUGA